CGAGAUACCUGCUGCCUAGUCAACUGGAGGCACCUACAUGGCAUCAUCUCCACCUUCCUCAAAAAAAAUUGCUUGGAGUCAUGCAAAGGCAGAUGCCGGUUCAAGGAAUGGCAUAAUAUGUCUUCAUUGCGGGAAGAAGAUUGGUGGCGGCGGCAUUACGCGCCUUAAAUAUCAUCUUGCUGGAAUUACUGGCCAAGUUGAACCUUGCAGGAAGGUGCCCAAAGAUGUCAAGCGUCAAAUGCUGGGAUUAGUUGCUGAGCUGCGGAUAAAGGAGGAAAGAAGGAACAGAACACGGCAUGAAACUAGAGCUGGCAAGAAUUCACGUCCUGACAAUUCUUCGGAUGUUGAUUUGACGAUGGAAGGAGGCUCUGCAAGUCAAUCUAGACCGUCAAGGAAGCGAAGAUCAGGAUGCGUUUCUCCAGAAACUGUUACAGGUUCAGAACCAGGCAGUGCUGGCUUGGUAGCUCCAGAAGACAGUGUUCAAGAUGUCAGGGAUGGUUCAGAUGCUCCAGAUGAUCUGCUACACAAUGCUUGGAGUCAUGCAAAGGUAGAUGCUGAUUCAAGGAAUGCUAUAAUUUGUCUUCAUUGUGGGAAGAAGAUUGGUGGUGGCGGCAUCACGCGCCUUAAAUAUCAUCUUGCUGGAGUUCCAGGCCAGGUUGAAUCUUGCAGGAAGGUGCCCAAAGAUGUCAGGCGUCAGAUGAUGGAAUUAGUUGAUGAGCUGCGAAUAAAGGAGGAAAGAAGGAACAGAACACGGCAUGGAACUAGAGUCCUAUUUGACGAUUCUUUGGAUGCUAAUUUGACGACGGAAGAAGGCUCUGCAAGUCAAUUUGGACCGUCAAGGAAGCGAAGAUCUGGAUGCCUUUCUCCUGAAGCCGUUAUAGGUUCAGAACCAAACAGUGGUGGACCGGUAGCUCCAGAAGACAUGGUUCAAGAUAGCAGGGAUAGCUUAGAUGCUCCAAAUGAUCUGUUACACAAUGCUAGAAUUGCUAUGGCAAGAUGGUGGCACGAUGUCAAUAUACCCUUUAGUGCGGCUAAAUCUCCUUUCUAUCAGCCAAUGAUACAUGCCAUAUCAUCUGCUGGAUUGAGCUUCAAGGGACCAUCAUAUCAUGACCUACGUGGGCCACUGUUGAAAGACGUUGCUGCUGACAUUCGUGAAUACCUUAAUGAUCUGAAGAGAGAAUGGAGUGUUUAUGGCUGUUCAGUCAUUGUUGACAGACAGAUAAAUCAUGGAAAGGGUAGUUUCACAAAUUUUCUUGUGCGCUGUCCACGAGGUACCAUGUUUUUGAAAUCUGUUGAUACAACAGAGGAAUCAUCUUUACUUGCGAUCUUUGAUCAGGUUGUUAGAGAAGUUGGACCAGAAAACAUUGUUCAGUUUAUCACUGACAUAGAUGAAACAUACAAGGUUGCUGUUAAUCUUUUGGAAAAAAGAUACGGCACUUUUAUUUGGUCUCCAUGUGCUGCACGUUGCAUUGAUUUGAUGUUGGAGAACUUUGCAGAUCCUAGAUAUUUCCCUAUGAUCAGUGAAACUUUAAGUAAAGCAAGGAAGAUAACAAAGUUCAUAUAUAAUCAUGCAUGGGUUUUGUCUUUGAUGAGGAAAGAUUUCACAAAUGGUAAAGAUCUGUGUCGUCCAUCCAUCACAAGAUAUGCUACACAUUUUCUCACUCUCCAGUGCAUUCUUAAAUUUGAGAAAGAACUACGUCAAAUGGUUACCAGUAACAAAUGGGUGAAAUCAACUUAUGGUAAAAGUGGUGUGGGAAAAGAGAUUGCAGCUAUUAUUUUGAAAGAUGUCGAUUUUUGGGCCCAGUGCAAACAUGUAGCAAAAGUCACUGAGCCACUGCUGUGUGUACUACGCUUGGUGGAUAGUAAUGAAAAACCUUCAAUGGGUUACUUGUAUGAUGCUAUGGAAAAGGCAAAGGAAUCAAUAAGGAGAAGGCUGAUGCACAAUGCUUGUCUGUAUGGGCCUUAUGUUAGAGUAAUUGAGGCUAGGUUGGAGAAGCAACUUAACAGUCCAUUGCAUGCAGCAGGAUGUUUUUUCAAUCCUGCUAUUUACUUCAGUCUUUCUUUUAAGAUGCAAAACAUUGUGUCUCGGGGGCUUAUUAAGACAAUCACUAGUUUGGUCCUUGGUGAUGAGACCCAAGACAAGGUAUUUCUCCAGCUUGAGGAGUACAAGAAAUCAAUUGGUGACUUUGGCCUUCCAAUUGCAAUUCGUCAACGAGAGAAACUUAAUCCAGUUGCAUGGUGGGAGAACUUUGGCAAUGGAACUUUAGAACUCCAAAGUCUUGCGAUACGAGUCCUUAGCCAAUGUUGUAGUGCAACAGGCUGCGAAAGGAACUGGGAUGUUUUCGAGUAUCUUCAUUCCACAAAGCUAAGCACGCUUGAACGAUCAAGGCUAAACGAUAUUGUUUUUGUUCAAUAUAAUCUGAAGCUUAAAGAAAGGAACUUGCGCAAGUGCAAAGUGGACAUUGACCCUAUUAGCCUAGACAACAUCGACGUUUUGGAUGAAUGGGUCAGCGAAGAGCCUAGCCUUCUUUGCCGAGAUGACCUGGGCUGGGAGAGCAUAGAUGCACCAUUUGCUGAAGCGACUUCAGACGACGACGAACUCCUCGCUAUCGAAGAUGGCGAAGAUGCCCCAGCAGGCCCAGUGGCGGCAAUGUCCUGGUCGAUGGCCGAUGGCUCGUAUUAUUGCCCACUUCCAGAUCAGGAUCCUUUUAUCUAUGUGGCUCAAUCUGGUGGAAACAAGGCAUGCAUGCUGGAGGUCAUGGUAUAG
Molecule: messenger RNA, 2767 nt
Organism: Lolium rigidum
Lineage: Eukaryota; Viridiplantae; Streptophyta; Magnoliopsida; Poales; Poaceae
Exons: 4
Coding region: 38-2767 (909 amino acids)
Molecular function (GO): DNA binding; protein dimerization activity
Source: RefSeq, a predicted model, not a curated record